Messenger RNA from Coniophora puteana RWD-64-598 SS2, 1143 nucleotides. RefSeq lists its product as uncharacterized. The record is from RefSeq and is a predicted model, not a curated record. Lineage: Eukaryota; Fungi; Basidiomycota; Agaricomycetes; Boletales; Coniophoraceae. The coding region runs from base 1 to 1143 and encodes 380 amino acids. The transcript has a single exon.
AUGUCUGUCACAACCACCACUAUCCCCGCCAUCUGCGAGUUUGCCAACGCCGUUGCUGACCUCGGCCGUAUCAGCACCAUCCGCACUGCACCCUGUCUUGCGGACGCCGUUGCAGCUCUCAAACAUGCCGUCACCACACGCACCGAUACCAGUCUUAUCAGCAUGAGAGAUAACUUACUGCGCGACAGCCGCAACCCUGUCGCCCUGCACAUCCUCGUCGGGGCCGCAGAAGUUCUCGGCAUCGCCAACGCUGUCGCCACCUGCUUUGUGAACACGCCGCACCAUCGACACGCACAGAAAGCGGCGUUAAGAGCCGGAAUGCUCUUUGGAAAUGCUCAGAAAUGGUUCACGCAUAGCAGCGACGUGCCCGCCGUUGAGGAUGGCGACAACGGAUACCGCGCCCUUCUGCUUGAACAUCUGGAUUGGGUCCACCAGUACGGCACGUUCGACAAUGGCUCUUUUGACAAUACAAACACAUGCCUGUCCCCAUUCACGACGUAUCUGCAACUGACCAUCUGCUCGACGCCCAUGGAAGACUGGGCCGAAGCCGCUGUCCCUUCCCACCUGUCGCCGCUAAGCUUGGCAUGGGACUGGGCCCGUACGAGCCCCGUGAUCGGUACCCAUACUGUCGAUGUCGUCGUGCUCGUCACCAUGGGGUGCCACAUCCAGCGAGUCGUCGCCGACGUGCCGGUGAAGGCGGCAGAGGAGAUGGCAGCCAUCCCCGGAUUCUGCAGCACACUCGUCAACGAUGGGCUUUGGGCCUCAUUCGGUGUGGUCUGGGGGCGUCUGCGAAAGACCAUGUCCUCGCAGCAUACAGCAACCUCGCGCUCCGACCGCUACACACCCAUCGCUGAGAAUGAUAGCUCAGAAGCGCUGCAGCAGGCAGCCCAGUUGUUGCGGGACACUGGCGAGCAGUACGCGCAGAUGCUGAGCGAGAAGGACGUCGCUUCGGCGCGUGUUGAAGACAUUGUAAACCGCCUUCAUACGUGGACCGCAAUAAUCGUCGCCAAGGCCGAGCCGCUGGCCCCGCCGACUAUCUUGAAGGCCAUUCCUGGCCUCAGCAAGACAGGCCUACGAGUGACUCGGCCCCCGAGCCGUUCACAGGAUUCGACCCGUUAUCGCUCGAAGCACCUGCUGCAGUAG